Cercospora beticola is the source of this 2347-nucleotide messenger RNA. Its product is annotated as ferric reductase family protein. Gene Ontology annotation, molecular function: ferric-chelate reductase activity. Gene Ontology annotation, cellular component: plasma membrane. Gene Ontology annotation, biological process: iron ion transport; intracellular iron ion homeostasis; copper ion import. The record is from RefSeq and is a predicted model, not a curated record. Lineage: Eukaryota; Fungi; Ascomycota; Dothideomycetes; Mycosphaerellales; Mycosphaerellaceae.
UUUUCAUACUGUUGCUCUCAAUCAGUCGGCGCGAACCGCAGAGGCUGAAGUCCUCACAUUCCAGUCGCCACUUUCGGACACCAAUCAGUCGUUCACCAAGAACUCGUCCCUACAUGCCUUGGCGCUGGACUCUGUGAGGAAGUACUUAUCGCUGGACUGCUCGGGCUGCACUCGUCAACAUGGCUCAGCUUUCAGGCUUCUGGAAGCGACACGGCGGCCACACCGAAGGAACCGAAAUGGACAUGUCCAUGGACAUGAGCUCUACCUCAUCAAUAGAGCCUCUCUCAGCAGAAGGCGUGGACUUCUCCAACCGAACUCAAGCAAGCGCUUUCCUGGAAGACCUUCUCGACGACACAUACCUCAAGAUCGACGGCGCAAAUCAUGCAAAGUAUUUCUGGUACGGAAUUGUGGUCUUCAUUGGCGUGACAAUGCUCUUCAAACUUAUGCGCUGGCUCAUAUUGCAAAAACGCCUACGAGAAGCUGCGAGGCGUAAAGUUGACCCAUCGAAGCCGAAACAUACCCCAGUGACGUGGUUUGCGACUGUCACUGCGAUGGGACGAGAAAUGUCUUAUUACCAGUUUACACCAUUCCAGAAAGCCGGCCUCAAGAUUCCGCCUGUUGGCACAGUCAUCCUGGUCCUCGCCUAUCUGGCAUUCGUGCUGGCGCUUGAGUUCGUUGACAAUGACGUUGAAGGAGCACAAUACUGGCAAGCUCUUGGAGUACGUGCUGGCUGGCUUGCUGUAGCACAAACUCCACUUCUCAUCUUGCUGGUCAACAAGAACAGCGUAAUUGGCACUUUGACCGGAACAUCUUGGGAGCGUCUCAAUGUGCUCCACCGAUGGUCUGCCAGGAUCAUGCUUCUCCUCGCAGUCUUCCAUUUCGCCUUCCAAAGCACCGGCUGGCAAGAAUUCGGGGUUAUGCAGCUGGAAUGGCAGACUGAUGAUUGUCCAACUACCGGCAUGGCAGCUUUGGCAUUGCUACUAUGGAUGAAUUUCAGCACAAUAGCCCCGCUACGAGAGCUCUCCUACGAAUUCUUCGUGGCACAGCACAUCAUCACAUUCUUUGGCUUCAUCGUGGCGAUCAUGCUCCACCUGCCGAGCACUGCAAUAUCAAGCCGGGUGUACAUCUACAUCCCGAUUGGACUUUACCUGCUCGAUCGCAUUUUACGAUUCGUGAUGGUUGCUUGGAACAACUUGCGUGUCAGUCGAGCUUCAAUGAUCCAGAUGGAAGGCGGUGUCACAAAGCUGCGAAUCUCUACUCGAACCAUCAAGAGCUGGCGUCCUGGCUCACACGUCCUACUGUCGAUACCAAAGUUCGGCCUCAUGCAAAGUCAUCCUGCUACCAUCUUGUCAACGCCAGACUCGCAUGAUGGCGACUUGGUGUUCCUGCUCAAAGGACACGGCGGCUUCACCAAGAAGAUCUAUCACGGAGCCAACACAUCAUCCGAGGCCCUCAUCUCAGAAAAGAAAGACAACAGCGACAUUGAACGCAAUGCUCAAAUCGCCAACGCAACCCAUGUCGCGGUCAUCGACGGCCCAUACGGCGGCACACAGUCCGACCUCGCAGCGUUCGAUUCUGCCCUGCUCUUAUCAGGGUCUACAGGCAUAACAUUCAACCUCUCCAUCCUCCAACACCUCGCCGAAAGAGUCACAACCCAAGGCAGAAGACUCCCAAUCCGACGAGUCCACCUAGUCUGGUGCGUCAAAAGCAGCUCCUCAGCACGCUGGUUGAACAAAGAGAUCGCCACCGCCUACGAAAAACUCCACGCUCAAGGAAUUAACGUCCAAAUCAGCAUAUACGUGACCUGCGCAGACCAGUUCACCGACCAGAGCACCAGUCUCGCACCUAAAGAAUGCGGUUGCGAAUGCGAUAAAUCCAAAGGUCCUUGUUGCUGUGUCAUAGUCGACGAAGAAGAGGAAGGCGAGCAAGUUGUCAAAGAAGACAAGAUCACACCUACAAAACCCAUCCCCAAGGCUGAAACGAAACUGUCUUCGCCGUCUCUGGAGCAGCUACUGCCAGAUCAAACACCUCUCGGGAUCCGACUACCGUUCCUCAGCUGUGCUACAUUCUACUCUGGCCGACCAGAUGUCGAUCGACUGAUCUCAAUCCUGCUCGAUGGCGCUUGCGGAGAAUCAGCGAUCUCAGUAUGCGGUCCGCUCGGGCUGACAUCGACUGUCAGGAACACUUUAGUCCGACAAAGUGACGCGAGAGCAAUACAUAAAGGCACCGGAGCUCAAGGGUGUUAUUUGCAUGUUGAGAGUUUCUCAUAGAUCAAGACCUCUGCUUGUCGCAGGAAUGAAAUUUUGAAAUGCCAAUGCCAAUCCUCCAUAUGGUAGAUAAGUGUUCU